AGUUUACAUUAAUUCUUCCUAUUAAUAUUCUUCUCAAAUAUGUUUUAGAACAGAGUAAAACGAUUUCAAAGUGUGUAAUAAAAGUUGCAUUUAUCACAUUGUUUUCUUUAAGACGUCAGAUUUCUUUCUUCUCUUAGAGAGACUUGGAAUGGAAUAUAAACAAUAGAGGAUGACAAUGAAUCAAACUUUAAUAUUGAUUCUGUCUAUUUUCAUCUGCAUCAUUCUGUUAUGAAUAAGACGAAGAAAACAAAAGAUGUCAUUGUUUAAACGUUACGGAAUUCCAGGCCCGAAACCGAACUUUUUCUUAGGAAAUUUAAUGGAAUUUAAUAGAGAGAGAAACAGAUGCAUAGAAAAAUGGCUAGAACAAUAUGGAAAAAUGUUUGGGUUUUAUCUAGGAGGAAAACCAUUGUUAGUAUGCAAUGACGUUGAAUUUUUGAAACUGAUUCAAAUAAAGGACAGUUACAAUUUUUGCAAUAGAGAUGUACGUAUUCUGCUGUAA
Messenger RNA from Centruroides sculpturatus (bark scorpion), 499 nucleotides. RefSeq names its product cytochrome P450 3A29-like. Lineage: Eukaryota; Metazoa; Arthropoda; Arachnida; Scorpiones; Buthidae. Gene Ontology annotation, molecular function: iron ion binding; oxidoreductase activity, acting on paired donors, with incorporation or reduction of molecular oxygen; heme binding. The record is from RefSeq and is a predicted model, not a curated record. The transcript is spliced from 5 exons. Bases 254 to 499 code for a protein of 81 amino acids.